Colletotrichum chrysophilum is the source of this 354-nucleotide messenger RNA. RefSeq lists its product as uncharacterized. The coding region runs from base 1 to 354 and encodes 117 amino acids. The record is from RefSeq and is a predicted model, not a curated record. The transcript has 3 exons. NCBI's taxonomy places the organism in Eukaryota, Fungi, Ascomycota, Sordariomycetes, Glomerellales, Glomerellaceae.
AUGGCGCCCAAGGGUCCUUACAAGCUGGUGACCGUCAACACGGCCCCUGAGCGCGCGAAGCGCCUCGUCGGCCGUAUGAUUGAGGCUCUCAAGGACCGGUACACGAUUGAGCAUGUUGCAAACUGCGAGAGGAUAGAUGAGGUCGAGGGCAAGGUCAAGGAGCACAUGCCUGAUGUCCUGUUCUGUGCGUCAAUGUGGACUGCGGAGGAGGCCAACCAGAUCCUGUCGACGGCGAGGUCAAUCAAGCCAGACAUCAAGACGCACGCCAUUCCGCAUGGACUGCAGGUUGAGAGGGGCCCUGAUGCUAUUGUUGAGCACCUUCUUGAGGUCGUUCCCCCGUUGAUUGACCAGUAA